UUGUAGUUCGCAUUGCGUGCGGAAUAUUGCCCGGUUUGUGUGGAUUCAUUUGCAAGUUGUGGAUUACUCUGGACUGGAUUUAUGUGGAAAAAGUUCGUCUUGUUCAUUUUAAAAAUGAAAGUUGCGAGAAUCAGUGCCGGCGAAUAUGUGAUGUAGAUAUUUUUGGAAUUUCUUGUGCAUUGAUACUGGUGAUAAUCAUUAAGCUUGUUGGAUGUUAUCAAAUAUUGCGUUAAUGUCAAGAGUGUGAAGGAUUAUAAUUAUUUCAUAGGAAUUUAAGGAUUUUAACGGAACUUGCAACUACCACUGAAAUUUUACAGAAAUGCUAAUAUCUUACUGAAUUUGAAGUCAAAAAAAUAUAUUUCAGUUGCAAUUGAUGUUACUUCAACAGUUGAAGUAAUCAGCUCGCCGAUACCGUUAUUUGCUGAUUUCAAUAACUAAUAGUACAAUCAGUUGGAUAAUGUGAUGGAAAGCAAAAAACAACAAGGAUUAUUUUGUUGCCGACUAGUUUUUUGUGUAAGUUCAUUCGGUCAUCAUCCAACAGCGUACGUGAUUAUUUUCCAUUACUGGUGAUUUUGAACUGUAGUUUGUAACUCGUGAGUUGUAAAUAUCCUACAAUUAUCAAAAUAUAGUCUACUAUUGGGAAAUAAAUAAAAUUUCAAUGUGCUGAAACUGUGUUUGAAACUAAAGUUUCCGACACAUCCAACAAUUUAAAUAUGCUUUACAAAAGUUAUACAUAAGUAUUUGCUUCAAAAAUCAUAACUGUCGUGAUAUCUUUAAAAGUGGCAUGAACAGCAUGAUAUAAACUUCAAAAAUAUUUUUGUCUAUGAAUCUCGAAGUUACUUCCAAAAGAUUAAUAAAACAGAACAUAUCAUCAGAGUUUUAUUUGUGAUGACGAUGUCUCGUGGACGAUCGCGAUCAGACUCGCCGACAAAUAUUCAAACAACAAUUAGUGGACCUCUCGUGACGUUAACUGAUAGUUUUGUUUCUAAAAAGUUUGAACGAAGUGUUUUACUAAAAGCUCUCAGUCGGCUAAAAGGUCGUAAACGCAUGUGGUUCGUCUUGGACGAAGGAAAAUGCAGACUUCUUUAUUACAAAAGCGAAUGCGAUGCCCGAUCUAAAGAUCCACUUGGCUCCAUUGACAUCAAAGGGUCAGCAAUUUCUCUAGCUUUAGACGAAGACAACCAGUUUGUACUGCACAGCUCAAAUGGAAGGGAGCAUGCUUUAGUUGCAGAAGAUCACGAGUCUAUGAUGCUAUGGGUACUUGCUUUACAGGCUCGACAAGAUAAGACACCUAAUGAGCCCUCAGUGGAAUCCAAUGCUACUCCAAGACGAAAACAACAGCAAACAAUGAACAAUCAACAACCACACCAUCCAACUAGUGUAAGUUCACUUUUAUCUGAUUGA
Molecule: messenger RNA, 1404 nt
Organism: Uloborus diversus
Lineage: Eukaryota; Metazoa; Arthropoda; Arachnida; Araneae; Uloboridae
Product: TBC1 domain family member 2A-like
Exons: 4
Coding region: 889-1404 (171 amino acids)
Source: RefSeq, a predicted model, not a curated record